UGAUCAUUGUCAUAAGCAAUAAAUUUGUUUUGAAAUUCAAAACAUUAUUUUCUCUAAACAAUUUUUCAUGUAUGUAAAAUUUUAUCAAUAAAAAAUAAAACACAACACAAAUGAUAGAUGACAUUACUCAAAAAUUCAAAGAAAUAUUAAAAAUAAAAUUAGUAAAUAAUAUAGCUCUCAAAAACAAUGUAAUAAAACACGAGUACUCUUAACUUUGAACCAAAACAAAGUCACAUAACACAUUAAAAAUAAAUUCACAUAAUCCUUUCAUUCAUCCUAAUAUAUCUUCUUAUUUUAUCCUCUCAUCUUGUGUUGUAUCCAACUUAACCGUUCUUCAGGUGACAUCUUCAAGAAGACAUAUUUUUUCCUUUGUUAUCAAGCAACUCAACCGCUUUAAACUGGGUGUCCUCAUCUAAGCCCGGGGUAUCCUUGAUGGCAUCCCAAAUUAAGAUAUGGGCGGUGAUGUGGACGGAAAAGGUGGGUCACUUUGAGGUUGGCUUAUGAAUGCAUCAUUUUCCAAGUCAUAAUCAAGGAGUUGAAGCGCAGCAGAAAGAGCCCAGGGAUUUCCGCUGCCUUAGAGAACCAUGCGUGUAAGGGAGAAGAACCGCAACAGGGAAUCGUUCCAGUUUGCUGGUUUUUUUCUGUGCGAAGGAGGUGCAGAAUCAGCAAAGGAUCCAGUGCAGUCACCGUUUUUGCAAGAACUGAUUCCAAUCUUUGGCUUAUACUCUACCAAGAACAAUGUUCGGAUUUAUUAUGAACAUUUAGAAAUUUAUACGAAGGAAUAUCAUCAAUCUGUGGAAGAUCAAGAUGGAGGUCUUGCUCCAAACAUAAGGCAUAUGGACACUUUGACCACCGACAAGGGAGGCAAUGAUGUUGCAUCAAUGGACUACAAAUCGAUGAAGGAGAGGGCAUACAAGCAUCGCGUUACGUUUGUUAGAGGACGUGAUUGUGUAGGUUGUAGGGAAAGAAGGCUACCGCUUUGUGGCUCAGAAGAGGUGCAGUCAGCUCUGCACUCUAGAGAGAUACGCCAAAGAAGACAAGCACGAGCGCGGAAGACUAUGCUUCUAGAUUGAUGACAACAAAGGGAAACAAAGGUAACAAGAAACACUUGUUUGAUAAUUGUGUUUUUAAAAUCCAAGCUCAACUCGAAAUUGUGUAUUUUAAUUAUGUACACGAUACGAUAUUAUAUGCACAUGUGAAUAAAUUACGAGACAUAAU
Messenger RNA from Cuscuta campestris, 1218 nucleotides. The record is from the annotation of a GenBank genome assembly. NCBI's taxonomy places the organism in Eukaryota, Viridiplantae, Streptophyta, Magnoliopsida, Solanales, Convolvulaceae.